Messenger RNA from Dromiciops gliroides (monito del monte), 1161 nucleotides. RefSeq names its product T-cell-interacting, activating receptor on myeloid cells protein 1-like. The record is from RefSeq and is a predicted model, not a curated record. The transcript is spliced from 5 exons. The coding region runs from base 74 to 853 and encodes 259 amino acids. Lineage: Eukaryota; Metazoa; Chordata; Mammalia; Microbiotheria; Microbiotheriidae. Gene Ontology annotation, cellular component: plasma membrane.
GGCUCUGCUUCCUGUUUCUCCUUUCUUCAUGACCCCUUGGCCAGAGAUCUUAGAUCAGGGCUGAGGGGCCAGCAUGUCCCCCACAGUCAGCUCUCUGCUGUGCCUUGGGCUGUGUCUGAGCCAGAAGAUCACAACUCCAGGUGGGACACUCCUCAGACCCUCCAUUAGGGCUGUGCCCAGUUCUGUGGUCCCCGGGGGAGCAGAAGUACAUUUGUAUUGCCAGGGUCCACAGGAGAGCAGGAGCUUCCAGCUUUGGAAGGAUGAAGGAUUCAUACUCCAGAAAAAUCUCUCCAGUGGGGAGGCUGAGUUCCACCUUAAAAUUGAGGAUGCUGAUGAAGCAGGCAUCUACCAGUGCCGCUACGGGCAGGGGCCCCACUGGUCAGAGUUCAGUGCCCCACUGCAGCUGGUGGUGACAGGAUUCUUCAGUAAACCAUCAUUACAAGGACAACCAGGCACAGAGGUAGCCAUAGGGGACACAGUCACCCUCCAGUGCAAGGAGAUUGUAAGGAGUAACAUUCAAAACUUGACAUUCUUUCUGCUGAAGACUGGGGUGCCAACCCCCUUACAGAGCCUAGAGGGGAAGGUGGCCAACUUUGUUCUCCCAUCUGUGAAGGCUGAGGAUGCUGGGAACUACAGCUGUAUUUACUUAGAGAAGGGCAAGAAGAGAGCAUCAGAUCACAGCAAUCCCCUAAAGUUGGAGGUGAUAGAAGGGGACCCAGAUCACACCAGGGACAAUUCCUCAGUCUCAGAUUACACCACGGGCACUAUCAUCUGCCUCAGCCUGGCAGGGCUGGUCCUCUUCCUCCUGGGGGUCCUGCUGGUUGACGCUUGGCACAGCCACAGAGCCUCCUAAGAAGCAGUGCCGGGGACUCUCAGCCAGAGGACAGGGGCCAGCCAGGCAGGAAAGCAGAGUCCGGCUCAGACACCUCUGGGUAAUCCAGCCUCUGAGGACAUGAUUCUGCCAGCCUGGAAGAUUGAUGCCAAGCCCGCUUUCUUCCAGAUGCCCCUUCUGCCCCAUUCACUUCUGGCACCCUAACAAGGUGUCUGCUAUGGUUCUCCCCAGCCCAUCACACUCCCUACCCAUGUUCUCAUCAGUACCACAAGAGCUUUCCCAACACCUCCUGGUGAAUAAAGUGAAAACAUUCCCCAUGUGGCUGUCUU